UCCGUUGCGUCUAUGAUUGCAGUCGAUGGCUCGAGCGCUAUUGAGAUGGGCUUCCUUCACUUCCCUCGAGACUUCCUCUCGUCUUCCUUUUGUCCAACUCCCGCGCCACAAGCUUAGCCUUCUCCUCCUCCACCACCGCCGCCGCUGCCGCCGCCGCUUCUAACUGCAUCCAUCUCUCCGGCGAGCAGCUCAUGGCGCAGCUGUCGAGGAGCGAUCGCAGCACAAGAAUUGGGCGAUGACUCUGACCCGAUUGCGGACUUUGUUGGCUCUCGAAGGACGGUGAUAAACCUGGAUGGAUACACACCUCCUUCAGAGCUUCUUCAGAUGCUACCUGCCAAGUCAACAAUUAGGGGUAAAGAUGUUGGUCCUCAGAUUGAUCCCAACAAUCCUAAAUUUGCUUUGGUACAUGGAAUGCAGGCUUUGUUAGACCUAAUAUUUGCUGUAGAAGGCUCUGUGUCAGAAACAGCAAAAAUAUUGGGGUGCAUUGCUUAUGGCUCCUUUUUGUAUCCAUGUAUAUCUGCCUAUAGAAUUUUUAAUACUUUGUGAAACAUACCAUGGAUUAUGCUAAGGACCAUACUGCAAAUGUGAAACCUUAGUACUUCAACUUGAUCAAGAUUCCUCUUUUCUUCUCUUGUUUCUUGUAGGAUUAAUGAAUUGAAUAAUUAUCUAACUAAAGUAUUUUUAUUUCUUUGGCCUUCUUUCUUUUCUGAGAGUUCAUUAAUCAAUAUCAAUGAUAUGAUAGUAAAUGCUUGGUGCCAUGUGUUUAUGUUGAUUGUGCAAAAGAAUCUGGAUAUAUAUAGUUCAUUAUGAUAUUGUUCUGUUUUGUUUUAUCUUAAUAAAGAGAUCUUCAUCUCUCUGUUCGUAGGCAAACAUUUGCAACUGAAAUUUGCUUAUUGCACUCAAUAUUAAGCAAUAACCUAUUUCCAUUUUUAGUUAUUUUGGAGGAAUGAUACAUGGAUUCCUGAACAAAAACUAGAUAAAAUAGCUCUUUGAUCAUAUUCUUUCUCCCUUUACACGAGAGAUUUGGGGAACUUGAUCAUUUGUUUACCUAUUUCAAAUCUCAUCGCCAUCACCUCAAACAAUCAUCAGCAUGCCAGCGGUGAGUGAUGAAACAAUCGGAUUCUAUCACAUCAUUUCUUCCACCAUACUAAUUCUUCACUUACUUUUCUCUGUGACAUCCUCCUAUUGUGGUACUGAGUGGUCAGAAACCAUUUCCUUUGUUAGAAUAAUUUGAAUGCAAAUGAGAGAUGACCAGUAGGGUAAAUUAUUUUGAAAUCGUUUUCUUGUUUUGCUUCCGCCUAGGUCUGAGUUUGUCCAAUGAAAUUUCACUCAGAGGAACAUUCAGGCCAUAGCCUGUUUGAUCCUUAUCAUAUUUUUUAACUCGUGUGGCAUUAUCAUUAGGUUUCUGGGCCAGCUAGCAGGUAGCUCUAGGUGGCACAAAUUUGCUGUAUCUGAAUGAUCUAAACAUUGAUUUGUUCUUUAACAUAGCAGUAAGAGCAUCAAACUUAAACUUGUACACAGCCUCAGUGCCUUCUUAAUCAUGUAGUACAAGCUAAGCACCGGUGCUUUGUCAAGGUUGAUACUAUCAGAUGAUUCUCUUAGAGUGGCAGUAAAUGAGCUGAGGACAUCCAAGGGAAUGAGGCCCCUCAGGUAAUGAAGUCUCUACAGCCUCAAACAACCAUCAUUUCACCAGGUUCUACAUCACCCUCAUCUACCUUCUAUCUUGUCUGCUGAUCCAUGGUUUUUUGGUGGCUGCUCUGCCUCCCCUAUCGUGAUAUCGAACAGAGGGUGGUGCUACAAGACUCCAAAUGCCAAUUGUCAUAUUUGUUUGUUGCAGAAAGAUUGACAUGCCAUUUUCUUCUAGGAAGUAAUAAACAACAGUAUGUUGGAUCCCGAAGUUAUUCCAGUAGUGAGAUGCAGACUCCACAUGUGAGGUGGUAUUACUUUUGUUACCCUUAUUAUUAGCUGAACAUGUGAACUCAGGAGACGAGGCUGUUGUUCUUAACGGGCUCCAUGGCUUCAUCUACCUUAAUCCUCUCGACCUCAAAUCUUAAAGCGCAUCGGCAUGUACCUGAUUUGGUAAACCGGAUGGUCGACGAUGCAAGAUUGAUGCGCGACCGCAUCCGCGACCGCCCCUCCUCCACUUGACGGUUUACCGUUUCACGACCGUUCCUUCUCCUCGUCUCCAUCCCUCCCAUCUCGUCUCGUUCUCCAUCCGACGGCUCUCCGUCCCCCAUCAAUCCAUCAACGUCCCUCAAAAGUGACAUUCUAUCCCAGCUAUAAAUAAAUCGAUUUCCGUCCCUCGCCAUCUAUCCCUUUCUCGCCGAGAUGUCCGGAAUUCUCAUACGAGGGAAGCUGAGGGCGGUCGCUGCCUCCGCCGCCCGCCACCACCACCAACGCCUCUGCCGCCAGAUCUGCUCCCGGGCUCCCUGCGAUCUCCUCGGCGGCGCCUCCCCCUCCCUCCGGCGGCAGGUGCGCCGCAGGUCGGGCGCCGGAGGAGGUACCGAUGCGACCCACCUUCGCCGGAUCCGGGCCGAGGCUAAUUGUCCUCGCUGCUCCAAGCACAUGGAGGUCCUCUUCGCCACUCAGCCUCCUUCGCCGUCGGCUGCCGCAACCGCAGCCGGAGGCGGCGACGUGCGCCGACGCGGCGGCGGGUACCAGGCUCUCAACCUCUGCCCUAGCUGCCGGUCCUCCUUCUACUUCCUGCCGAAUCGGCUCGUGCCGCUGCAAGGUAGCUUUGUCGAGAUAGGGAGAGUGACGGGGGUGGAGGAGGGCGAUCGCGAUCGAGAUGCUGCUGGCGGAGAGGUGCAGACUGGUGACCGGGUUAAAGCCUCGUUUUGGGAUAUGCUGCGGUCGAUGUACGGUGGGGAUCCUCCAGAGAAUUGGCCACCAAUGCCGGGCCUUCCAGUGCCGCCGUCGCCUCCGGGUGGGAAUGAACUAGCGGUCCACAAACCACCAGGACCGCCGUCCCAAGCUCAUCUGGAAUUAGCACGAGCAAAGAGGCAUGGAAGGAGUAGCAGAGGUGCAGGAUCUGCUGGUGGUGGUGGAGAAAGUAAGAAGGAGCCAUGGGGCGGGUCCAAUCUAGGGAAGGAUCUGCCGACUCCCAAGGAGAUAUGUAAGGCACUCGAUAAGUUUGUAAUUGGGCAGGACCGUGCCAAAAAGGUGCUAGCUGUGGCUGUCUACAACCACUAUAAAAGAAUCUCUCACUCAUCUACAAAGAAAGGUUCUGGGGUUGAUUCAGAUAAUGUUAAGGCAGAAAAAGAUGAAUAUGAUGAUGUUGAGCUAGAAAAAAGCAAUGUACUGUUGAUGGGCCCAACUGGCUCAGGGAAAACUUUACUAGCAAAAACAUUGGCCCGGUUUGUUAAUGUACCAUUUGUUAUUGCUGAUGCAACAACAUUAACACAGGCAGGUUAUGUUGGAGAAGACGUUGAAUCAAUAUUGUACAAGUUACUAGCGGCAGCAGAUUUUAAUGUGCAAGCAGCUCAACAAGGCAUUGUCUACAUUGAUGAAGUUGAUAAAAUUGCUAAAAAGGCUGAGAGUCUAAAUGUUAGCAGAGAUGUAUCUGGAGAAGGUGUUCAGCAGGCAUUACUGAAAAUGCUAGAAGGAACUAUGGUCAGUGUUCCUGAGAAAGGAGCUCGGAAGCAAUCUCGUGGUGAAACCAUACAGAUAAAUACUAAAGAUAUUCUUUUUAUAUGUGGUGGUGCUUUUGUUGAUUUGGAAAAGACUAUUUCAGAAAGACGACAAGAUUCAUCAAUAGGAUUUGGUGCACCUGUACGUGCAAACCUGAGAACUGGUGGGACCACCAAUUCUGCUGUAACAUCUACCUUGAUGGAAUCGGUUGAAAGUGGUGAUCUUGUAGCAUACGGUCUCAUCCCAGAAUUCAUUGGGCGCUUUCCAGUUCUGGUUAGUUUGUCAUCUCUAAAUGAAGAUCAACUUGUUCAGGUCCUAACAGAGCCAAAGAAUGCCCUUGGAAAACAAUACAAGAAAACAUUUAGUCUGAACGACGUAAAGCUGCAUUUUACUGACGCUGCUCUUAGGCUGAUUGCAAGAAAAGCAAUGGUUAAAAAUACAGGUGCUCGAGGUUUAAGAGCUAUUCUAGAAAGUACUCUUACUGAAGCAAUGUAUGAGAUUCCAGAUGUGAAGACUGGAAAUGAUCGAGUAGAUGCAAUUGUCGUGGAUGAAGAUGCCAUUGGCUCCCUUGACAAAUCAGGGUGUGGAGCUAAAAUUCUUCGAGGAAAUGGUGCGUUGGAGGGCUACCUCGCCAGAAACAAGGAAAACAAUGGUCAGUCGGAGAAUGAAGUGGAAGGAGAAUCUGAGCUUUCAUCCGUAGUUGUCAGCUUAUAGUUUCUUCCUGACCGGCUAAUACUAAUUGGUUAAAACAAACACACCACUGCAGCUGAAAAUAUUCUUCUAAAGCAGAUUUGCUAAGAAAUCGAAAUCAUAGUUCUUAACCUGCCAAGUCUUUUUUGCUGUCAGCAGGCAUAAUAGGAUAAUCACUCAUAAAGGCCACGAGAUGGAGAGUCCCAGCUAGCAAACCGAUGUGUUAGUAUCUCAAUUCUUUUUACUAUCUUAUCUGUAUUGUAAUUUAUCAUUGUUGUAAGCAAGCAUGGCUUUUUCCAUUGAAAAUUGCCUCCUUCUAACCUUACGAUGCA
This is a messenger RNA of Musa acuminata AAA Group (dessert banana), 4652 nucleotides long. RefSeq names its product CLP protease regulatory subunit CLPX1, mitochondrial. Bases 2329 to 4344 code for a protein of 671 amino acids. Gene Ontology annotation, cellular component: mitochondrial matrix. Gene Ontology annotation, biological process: protein folding. Gene Ontology annotation, molecular function: ATP-dependent protein folding chaperone; ATP binding; ATP hydrolysis activity. NCBI's taxonomy places the organism in Eukaryota, Viridiplantae, Streptophyta, Magnoliopsida, Zingiberales, Musaceae. The transcript is spliced from 19 exons. The record is from RefSeq and is a predicted model, not a curated record.